CGGGGAGCCGGGAACAGGAGCCGGGAACAGGAGCCGGGAACAGGAGCCGGGGGCCGGCUUGGGAGCGGCGGCGGCAGCACGAUGGGGGCCUGUCUCGGGGUCUGCUCCCUGCUCAGCUGCGUGUCCUGUCUCUGUGGCUCUGCUCCGUGUCUGCUCUGCGGCUGCUGCCCCUCAGCCAAGAACUCCACCAUCUCUCGCCUCCUCUUCACCUUCUUCCUCUUCCUUGGCACUCUGGUGUCCGUCAUCAUGAUAAUCCCCGGCGUGGAGAAGGAGCUGCACAAGCUCCCGGGCUUCUGUGAAGGCAGCGGGUCUGUGCUGGGGGUCCAGACCCACGUCAACUGCAGGAGCUUCCUGGGCCACAAGGCCGUGUACCGGAUGGGCUUCGCCAUGGCCGCCUUCUUCUGCCUCUUCGCCGUGCUCAUGGUGUGCGUGCGCAGCAGCAAGGACCCCCGCGCCGCCCUGCACAACGGCUUCUGGUUCUUCAAGUUCCUGGUGCUGGUGGGGAUCACGGUGGGCGCCUUCUACAUCCCCGACGGGGCCUUCACCUCGGUCUGGUUUUACUUCGGUGUGGUCGGCUCCUUCCUCUUCAUCCUCAUCCAGCUCGUGCUCCUCAUCGACUUCGCCCACUCCUGGAGCCAGCUGUGGCUGGGCAAGGCGAGCGAGAGCAACGCCAAGGGCUGGUACGCAGCCCUCUGCACCGUCACCUUCGUGUUCUACGCCGCCUCCAUCGCGGCCGUCGCGCUGCUCUACGUCUACUACACCAAACCCCAGGGCUGCACCGAGGGCAAGGCCCUCAUCAGCAUCAACCUCCUGCUGUGCCUCAUCGUCUCCGUGGUGUCCAUCCUGCCCAAGAUCCAGGAGGCUCAGCCGCACUCGGGGCUGCUGCAGGCGUCCCUCAUCACCCUCUACACCAUCUACGUCACCUGGGCCGCCCUGGCCAACGUGCCAGUCCAGAGCUGUAACCCCACUCUGCUGGUGAGGAACAGCACCAGCACAGCGACGACCGCAGAAGCACCGACAACCUGGUGGGACGCUUCGAGCAUCGUGGGGCUGGUCAUCUUCAUCCUCUGCACCCUCUUCAUCAGCCUCCGCUCCUCGGACCACCCUCAGGUGAACAAGCUGAUGCUGACGGAGGAGGGCGGGUCUGGGCCGGGCCCGGGGGAGGCGGCAGAGCCGGGGCCGCACCGCGCCUACGACAACGAGCAGGACGGAGUCUCCUACAACUACACCUUCUUCCACCUCUGCCUCCUCCUCGCCUCCCUUUACAUCAUGAUGACCCUCACCAACUGGUACAGGCCGGAUGAGAGCCUGCAGGUGCUGAGCAGCCCCUGGACCGCCGUGUGGGUGAAGAUCUGCUCCAGCUGGGCUGGGCUCCUGCUCUACCUCUGGACUUUGGUGGCUCCACUGGUGCUGCCGGACCGGGACUUCAGCUGAGGUGGCCCCGGGCAUCCUGUUGCCAGGUCAGAGCCGUGGUGGCCUUGUCCCUCAGGGCCAGGGACAGCCCCAGCUCUGCCUUAGCCCCAGUUCUGCAUGUGGGAGCUGCUGUGCUGGGUUGUGCCUUCCUUGCAGGUCUUUUGUUUUCAUUUGAAAGGGAUGAAGUGCCAAGCAGAGAAAUCAAGGGCUGAGGAUGUUUUUGAAGCCCCCUUCAUGCCCAUGUUUGUCCAGUGCCUUUGGUGGUGCCUCCAAACCCUCUUCUCCCAGCAGAGACCAGUGCCUUGCCUCGGGAGGGUUUGAUUCUCACCAGCUGUGUUGUCUCACUUGCUGUCCUGGGACCGUGGUGCCUUUUGGGGGGCACUGGGGACCAGGACCCAGGACCUGGCCACUGUUGUGUCCCCAGACUGCCUGGAGGAAAACAAAUUGCUGAGAUUUGUGGCUGGAGGCAGAUAUCCCUCUGCAUCCCCCAGCCUCGGGGGUGGCCCCAGCUCCUCAGGGGCUCUCCUGCCUGGCUGUUCCCAUGGGAGAACAACCCCCCUGGUCAUUGCUAGAGGACAGGUUGGGUUUCCUG
Molecule: messenger RNA, 2005 nt
Organism: Lepidothrix coronata (blue-crowned manakin)
Lineage: Eukaryota; Metazoa; Chordata; Aves; Passeriformes; Pipridae
Gene: SERINC2
Product: serine incorporator 2
Exons: 10
Coding region: 82-1434 (450 amino acids)
Cellular component (GO): membrane
Source: RefSeq, a predicted model, not a curated record